AUUCUGCACUCAUGAAAUCUUUUGCAUUGGAGUACUCUGACUCUCUGGCGACUAUCUCUUCCUUAGACUCCCGUCUGUAAACCUGGCUCUCGGGGAGAGGCCAGCUCUUGCUAUGCCGCCUGUCGCAGAUCAUGAUCAUUUUGUCGCCGGAUCCGGCGGCAUCAUAGUCGUCUGACAUACUGAAUGGAAAGCUGUAGAAGCUUGCCCAUACAUGUACGCCAAGUUCCUUACGCAGAAGACCAACUGUCGGGGCUUUUGACCAUCACUAGAUAUAUAGCGCGGGGCUCUGACUUCUUUCAGUCUAAUCUUUCUUCCCCUUCUGGUGCUAAAUCCAUGUCUCUCCCUGCCCCUCGCAGUCACAGCGAAUCCGAGGCUCAGCCUUCGACCAAUGUCCACACAGACCCGUUUCGUCGGGAAUCUGCUGACUCUGCUCAGUCCUCGCCAGGAGGCAGGUCUACCAGUUCCCCGUACUCACUGUCCUUCGACGAUACCGUGAUCCCGUCUUCGCACGCGCGCCGUACCCUAGUUCUGUGCUUCGACGGAACAGGAGAUCAGUUCGAUGCGGAUAACUCCAACAUCGUCUCGUUCUUCUCAAUGUUGAAGAAGGAUGAUCGCAGCCAGCAGAUGGUAUACUAUCAGGCUGGGAUCGGUACUUACACCUCCCCUCAGAUCGCCACGCCAUUCAUGGCGAAACUUGCUAAAAUUGUCGACAUGGCGGUUGCCAAAUAUCUUGAUGCUCAUGUCAUGGGUGGAUAUGAAUUUUUGAUGCAGAACUAUCAAGCAGAGGACAAGAUCUGUAUAUUUGGCUUCUCUCGAGGUGCAUACACCGCACGCGCUUUGGCAGGGAUGAUCCACAAAGUUGGAAUACUACCAGCAUGCAAUCAUCAGCAAGUCCCAUUUGCUUACAAAAUGUUCGCCCGGGACAACGAGGAGGGUUGGAAGCAGAGCAAUGCGUUCAAGAAGGCUUUCUCGGUAGAUGUUGAGAUCGAAUUCCUCGGCGUGUGGGAUACUGUCUCGUCUGUGGGUCUGAUCCCCAAGAGACUCCCAUUCACUAAGUCAAACACGGCUGUCCGCUAUUUCCGGCAUGCUAUCUCCCUCGACGAGCACCGAGCCAAGUUCAAAGCGAACCACUGGCAUCUCUCUCCACCUCAUGAGCAUAAGCUAGGUACUAAGCGUGGAGACAUGCCACGAUCUAACCAGCACCAUCCUCAUCGUCAUCACCACGACGGCAAGAUGUCUUCGCGGCAUCUAGAACGCGAAUACGAUGAUCGUAUCACUGAAACGGAUGUACUCGAAGUAUGGUUCGCUGGCUGUCACUGUGAUAUCGGGGGCGGAUCCGUGGAUAACGAUACACGUCAUUGUCUAGCGCGAAUCCCCCUGCGAUGGAUGAUUCGUCAAUGUUUUCUCGCUGACACGGGCAUUCAAUUUCACCGCGGUGGCUUCAGAGGGACCGGACUUGACCCAGACACACUUUACCCCCUUGUGCGGCCACGUCCUCCUCCCGUAGUUUUGUCCUCUGCUGCUCCUUCUGGACAAGGCAAAGAUGCCAAAAGCCCAAGCAAGCACGUUCUGUUGCCGACAGACGGCACACUCGUUGACAGCCCUCAAUCUUCUGUGCUGUCGGAGGAAGAGGAAGAUCUACACGACGCCCUUAGUCCGAUCUAUGACCAGCUGAAGCUUGCCAAAUGGUGGUGGAUCCUCGAGAUAAUACCGUUCCAGACGAGGGUACAGAAGGAAGAUCGAUCUUGGGCUUCGACGUUUUCGGUCAACCUCGGCCGCGGGCGAAAGAUACUGAAACAGCACUCGGCGGGAUUCAACGUUCACAGGACCGUGAAAAUUCGGAUGGAAGCGGAGGCGAAGGUUGGCAAAUACAUUCCCAAGGCGAAGUUCAAGGUGGAGCCGAACUGGGUCGAUUGAUAUAGGUCGAGCAGCUGUUGUUUUGCUUUCCACCCGCUCUGCAGUCCACCGGAGUGUUGAGGUACUGAGUAAUCUAUCUUGGAGCUUUUCCCUACCUGUAACAAUCGUAUCAUACAUGUAUGGCCCGUUGUGGCCCACCUCAUUCUAGG
This is a messenger RNA of Heterobasidion irregulare TC 32-1, 2066 nucleotides long. RefSeq lists its product as uncharacterized. NCBI's taxonomy places the organism in Eukaryota, Fungi, Basidiomycota, Agaricomycetes, Russulales, Bondarzewiaceae. The transcript has 9 exons. Bases 184 to 1917 code for a protein of 577 amino acids. The record is from RefSeq and is a predicted model, not a curated record.